Messenger RNA from Onthophagus taurus, 495 nucleotides. Its product is annotated as single-pass membrane and coiled-coil domain-containing protein 4 homolog. The record is from RefSeq and is a predicted model, not a curated record. Lineage: Eukaryota; Metazoa; Arthropoda; Insecta; Coleoptera; Scarabaeidae.
GCAAAGUUUUUUUUUAAUUAUUAAAAAAUUGAUUAAAAUCGCUAAGUUGGCUCGAUUACAGUUACCUACUUUACCGAUAUUAGCCAACGUCAGACAAUUUAAACACGCGAACAUAACCCCAGAUUUUAGUGUUGUUGAUACGUCAGCAUUGAAACGACAGGUAGCUAAGUGUGGUUAUUAGGAAAAAAAGUCGGAAACUUAUUCCGAAGAAACGAAAAAGAAAAGGUGUUUUAUAAAAUAAAAUAACCAACCUAUAAUGCGUCAAUCGAAGGGUAAACAAAAGGAAACGAGCAAGGAUAAGAAGCAGAGGAAGAAAGAUUUCGAAGACAUUCAACGCCAAGUUUACACGGUGGUGAUACCAGCGGUAAUUGGAAUUUUGAUAUUCAUUGCUGGGUUCGUCUACAUGAAAACAAGACCACAAAGUUAUAUAAAUGCCUGAUCUAAUAAUUAUAAUCAUAAGAAUGUUAUUUACAAUAAAAAUUUUUUAAAUUGUUA